AUGGAAGCAGGUAUUUUGAAAAAUCCUAUUGACUUAAUGGGUUCCAUAUACAAGGACAGUAAUUUGUCUGUUGACAAAAUCAAAUCAAAGGAAUCAAGAGCAACACUUAAGUCACUGCACGCGGCCUCCCAGCUCACCAAUACGCCCUUUAACGCUCCACUUCCACGGCCAGAGACGAGGUGCUACCUCUGUCUCUCGACAGCUGAACAAAACCGCGGCAAAAAAAACCCACUUCUAAAUUCCCCUCCGACUCCCGCGACGCGCAUCCCUACUACAAAAGCGGCGAGCGACAACGGCGGAGGUCACGGAGGGCUGCCACCCGCACCUCAGGCGCCUCAGCUUCCUCCUCUGCCCCCUCCCCCCGCGGCCAACGGCCAAUCGCCAACGGCCCCGCGCGCGCGGGGCCGGGGCGGCGGCCGGUGGCGCAGCCGCCCGCAGCGCGUUUUCCUCAGCCUGGCACAUCUCAUCCGCUCCAUCAACGACCCCGAGCACCCGCUCACCUUGGAGGAGCUGAACGUCGUGGAGCAGGUCCGCGUCAAGGUGAAUGACGCUGAAAGUACCGUAGCAGUGGAGUUUACACCCACGAUUCCUCACUGCAGCAUGGCGACAUUAAUUGGCCUGUCCAUAAAAGUAAAACUGAUUAGAUCUCUGCCUGAGAGAUUUAAGGUGGAUGUUCAUAUAACACCAGGAACACACGCCUCUGAGCAUGCAGUUAAUAAACAGCUUGCUGAUAAAGAACGUGUAGCAGCUGCUUUGGAAAACUCUCACUUACUGGAGGUGGUGAAUCAGUGCUUGUCUGCUCGAUCAUAAUUGCCUGAUGAGGAAAUCUUUGGUAUUAUGCUUUUGUUAAAUUAAUUUUGUAUAUAAGUGGUGAUGCAAGUGUUUCUUUAUCUAUGUAUCUAUAAGCAAAAUAAAGGGACUUGGAUUUUCUUAAAGAAAUGUUUCAUUACUUCUACAAAAAUUAAUAUGUAGGAAAUUAGCUUACAGGCAGGUACACAAGUAUUAUGAAUAUUGACUUUUUAAGUUUAUUAGCUCAAGCAGAGUAGGAUUUUUCUGGACAUAUCUUUAGAAAGAUCUGUUUGAACUUGGUUUUAAUGGAAUUCUGACCAUCCUAAACCAAAGAUUAGUUAUGAACUGCAUUUUAGAAGUGGGUUUUACACAUUGACCAAGCAAAUUAGCAGUUAAAAUCUUUCCAUUCAUAUGAUUAUUUUGGACUGUUAAUAUAAUUUUAGCUUCAAACAUUGAGAUUUUUACAAGUCAAUGCGUGCAAAGACAUAACAUGCCAGUAGCAAAAAAAUGUAAACACUUCUAAAUCAUCUAUUUGUUUUUUAUGAUAUUGACUUGGAUUUGCCAAAGAGGGAGGGCUCUCUAUACCUGUAUGAAAUGUGAUUAUUUUUAACUACUCAUUACUUCUGGUAAGUAAUUUCCAGAAGUUCUAUUUCUGAGGUAGAUUUUUUUUUUCUGCACCUGUCACAGCCUAGGAGGGAGUUAUGCAUAGUUUUCAGUAUGAACAGUCCAGCUACUCCCUGCUGAAGACUUUCCUGGUAAAGUUUGACAGCUAAAUCAUACGUUUUGCUUUAAGGAUAUAUUCAGAUUUAGUACUAAUACUUAUCCCAUGUUACUGGGCUGGAAAAUACGGCACUUACUAAACUGUUGUCUGUGGUGGAAAUUGACAAUAGAAAAAUUCAUUUAGAUUUCCAUGAUUAACUUUAAGAGAUGUUUUUAAUCCUAGACCACAUGAAAGGAAAAAAAAAAA
Struthio camelus australis is the source of this 1756-nucleotide messenger RNA. NCBI's taxonomy places the organism in Eukaryota, Metazoa, Chordata, Aves, Struthioniformes, Struthionidae. The record is from RefSeq and is a predicted model, not a curated record.